This is a messenger RNA of Astyanax mexicanus (Mexican tetra), 2535 nucleotides long. RefSeq names its product neuropeptide FF receptor 1 like 2 (gene npffr1l2). NCBI's taxonomy places the organism in Eukaryota, Metazoa, Chordata, Actinopteri, Characiformes, Acestrorhamphidae. Gene Ontology annotation, cellular component: membrane. The record is from RefSeq and is a predicted model, not a curated record. Gene Ontology annotation, biological process: G protein-coupled receptor signaling pathway. The transcript is spliced from 4 exons. Gene Ontology annotation, molecular function: peptide binding; neuropeptide receptor activity. Bases 283 to 1818 code for a protein of 511 amino acids.
AGAAAGCGCGAGCGCUCCGUUGCUGCAGGUGAGUGAGUGCGUGCGGUGUCUCCGGUUGGCGCGCGCUCGUAACUCUCCCCUCCACUGAUUCCAGAUUCAGCGGAGCACCUGAACGCACCUGGACGCACGAGCACCUUGCGUCCCUUUGUGGAGUGUUUAGGAGCGCGUGCGUUUGGCGCGCGACCCCGGGGAUCUAAACCCAUGCGGUGGAACUGAUCCGCGCGCGCGCUGGGACACUGCGCAACAGGCAGGACUGCACUUCUUAUACUGUGCAUUCUCGUGAUGAAGAAUUCUCUGGAUAUCUGGGACGGCACGCCGGCGGCGUUAUCAGAUAUGGAGGCGUUAUCAGAUCUGUCUGAUCUCUACCUGAACUCCAGUCUCCUGAACAUCUCCACCAACAGCAGCAGCAGCAGCAGCAGCACCUCCAACCUCACCUCCGUCACCUACUACCCCUACUACCAGCACUCGCUGCCCGUCGCCGCCAGCCUCACGCUGGCGUACCUCUUCAUCUUCCUGCUGUGCAUGGUGGGAAACGGCCUGGUCUGUCUGAUCGUUCUGGAGAACCGGCGCAUGAGAACCGUCACCAACCUCUUCAUCCUCAACCUCGCGGUGAGCGACCUGCUGGUGGGCGUGUUCUGCAUCCCCACCACACUGGUGGACAAUCUGAUUACAGGAUGGCCUUUCACAAACACUGUGUGUAAGAUGAGUGGACUGGUGCAGGGCAUGAGCGUCUCGGCCUCCGUCUUCACGCUGGUGGCCAUCGCUGUGGACAGAUUCCGCUGCAUCGUCUACCCCUUCCAGCCUAAACUCACCUUACUGGUGGCCAAAGUGACCAUAGCGAUGAUCUGGGUGCUGGCGCUGGUGAUCAUGUGCCCGUCCGCCGCCACGCUGACCGUGACGCAGGUGGAGCACCACUACAUGGUGCACAACCUGGACUACAACCACACCUACCCGCUGUUCUCCUGCUUCGAGAACUGGGCCGACCCACAGAUGAGGAAGGUUUACACCACGGUCCUUUUUGCUCACAUCUACCUGAUCCCGCUCACCCUCAUCACCUUGAUGUACGGGCGAAUCGGAAUCAAGCUGUACACCACCUCCGUCAUCUCCGGGAACGACCAGCAGGACAGCGGCAGCCACCAAAACGCUACGCCUCCGGCAACAGGUGGGCAUAAUCACCAUCACCACAAUCACCACCACGAAGGACGUCCACUCAUCUCCAACAAGAAGAUCAAGGUGAUUAAGAUGCUGAGCAUGGUGGCUCUUCUUUUCACUCUUUCCUGGCUGCCGUUGUGGACCCUCAUGCUCUUGACGGACUACGGCGGCCUGGGCGAGGAGGAGCUGGAGCUUCUGUCCGGCUACGUCUUUCCGUUCGCGCACUGGCUAGCCUUCUCCAACUCCAGCGUCAACCCCAUCAUCUACGGCUACUACAACGAGAACUUCAAGCGAGGCUUCCAGGCCGUUUGCAGGACGUACUCUUGCUGCUCCACUGUUGCAGGAAGCGGUCGAAUCCAGAGACCUGGAAGAAUCGACCUGAAGCUUAGCGGACAGAGGGAAUCCGCGGGCAACUCCAACCCUUUACCGUUUAGCACCAGGAACAGGGUUUACACCGAUGGCAACUUAAAGAACUGCAGAACAAAGCAGGAACAGGAACAGAGAAGGUCAGGGUGCAGAGUCAGCAGCUCUGUUAGCAUGGAUGACGCCGCGUCGGCCACGGCCAACGAGGCCAAAGGAGUCGCAGGACAGAAGGGUAUUCAGAUGGAGGACUUGGGGAAGAUUAGCCCUAUUGGUGUGACUGUGAGUCAAGCCUGGGACCAGUAGAGGACUUUUUUUGAGGUUGAGUUUCCAGGGAAUACCAAGAUUCAAGACUCAAAGGCGGCAGGGAGGCUAUCAGCGAGUUUUUUUUGUUACCGAUUUUGGUAAUGACUUUUGUACCCCGCAAAAAAAAGAGAAGGGAAUCAAGGAGUCAGUCAAGAGGUCUAGGAUUGAGAGACCUUUUAGAAUCUUUUAGAGUCUGGGAUCAUCAUUUCUAAAGCAUAGCACAAUCCAGUUUGGAGCAUAAAAAAAUUCUCCAUGAAAAUGAAUUCUGCCAUCUUCUUCGUCUUCUUCUUCUUCUUCUGCUGCUGCUUUUGACACGUCAUCCACCUUUUUCGCCCAAACUCAAGAGUCGCAAGAGCGUCAACGGUUGAAAUGUUCGUUGCGUCUGGAACUGAAUGGAAUUGCCAGUUGUCGAGGGUCCAGAUUGAUGAUGCUGUGCACAGCGCAAAGGACAAAAUAUUUUUCCCAAAUGCCUGGAAUUAAGUUGUUACAUGUGAGGCGUAGCAUUUGCUGCUAACCCAUUAUGUGUUUGGGUGUAGCGCCGUGCUGUUGGCGUACACAGAUAUAAAAGGGGUUUUUAUCCGUGUAGGGAGACAAUUUAACAAUCCCUCGCGGAAAAAGAGGAAGGUUCGGCACGUACAAUGAACCAGACGCUAAUUUAUUUCCUGACUCACUCGCUGUAUUGGACGAAAUUACACAAGCUAAAUUACACCUUACACA